This is a messenger RNA of Parnassius apollo (apollo), 4683 nucleotides long. NCBI's taxonomy places the organism in Eukaryota, Metazoa, Arthropoda, Insecta, Lepidoptera, Papilionidae. The record is from the annotation of a GenBank genome assembly.
AUGGCUGAUAUAAGGACUAUGAUCAAUAAAAUGCAAAAUGCUACCCAAAAUGGCACUGCAGAGGCUGCGCCUCCUGCCAAGGGUCAGAAAGGCACAAUUGAAAAAAUUUACCAAAAGAAGUCUCAACUGGAGCACAUCCUGCUUCGUCCUGAUACGUACAUUGGUUCUGUUGAGCGGGCCACUGAGACAAUGUGGGUUUUUGACAAGGAAAAGGAGUGUAUGGUGCAAAAAGAAUUGACAUAUGUGCCAGGUCUAUAUAAAAUAUAUGAUGAAAUUCUGGUUAAUGCAGCUGACAAUAAGCAGAGAGACCCCAAAAUGGACGUAAUUAGAAUUGACAUAAAUCAAGAACAAAAUACUAUUUCAGUUUACAAUAAUGGGUGUGGUAUUCCCGUUGUAAUGCAUAAAGAGGAGAAAAUGUAUGUUCCAACAAUGAUUUUCGGACAUCUUUUGACAUCAUCUAAUUAUAAUGAUGAAGAAGAAAAAGUGACAGGUGGAAGAAAUGGUUAUGGUGCAAAACUUUGCAACAUUUUUUCCACAAAAUUUACUGUUGAGACUGCAUCUAAACAGUAUAAGAAACAUUUUAAGCAAACUUGGGGCGCUAAUAUGACAAAAGCUUCUGAACCAAAGGUUAAGGAGUCUGGCAAAGAUGAUGAUUUUACUAAAGUGACAUUCAGCCCAGAUUUGUCUAAAUUCAAAAUGGAGAAGCUCGAGGAUGACAUAGUUGCUUUAAUGUCACGACGUGCAUAUGAUGUAGCUGCUUCUUCACAGGGUGUCAAAGUAUAUCUAAAUGGGGAGCGACUGAAAAUUAAUAAAUUUAAGGACUAUGUAGAUUUAUACAUUAAAGGUAAAGAGGAUGAAAAUGGACAACCAUUAAAAGUUGUUUAUGAAAAGGUAAAUGACCGUUGGGAAGUAGCUCUAACACUGUCAGAUAGAGGUUUCCAACAGGUUUCAUUUGUUAAUUCUAUAGCUACAACAAAAGGUGGGAAACAUGUUGACACAGUAGCUGAUAGUGUUGUAAAGAAUGUUUUAGAAGUCUUGAAAAAGAAAAAUAAAGGAGGUGUAAACAUAAAGCCUUUCCAAGUCAAAAAUCAUAUGUGGUUGUUCAUCAACUGCUUGAUUGUUAACCCAACCUUUGAUUCACAAACAAAAGAAAAUAUGACACUCCAAGCAAAGAGCUUUGGAUCGAAAUGUAAUUUCUCUGAAAAAUUUAUAACUGCAGUAACUAAGUCUGGUUUAGUUGAAUCUGUAUUGACAUGGGCCAAAUUUAAGGCGCAGACUGAACUUGUGAAGGCAUCUGGUAAAAAGCAAAGUAAAUUAAAAGGUAUACCAAAGUUAGAAGAUGCAAAUGAUGCAGGUACAAAGAAUUCACAUCUUUGUACAUUAAUUCUUACUGAGGGAGACUCAGCUAAAACUUUAGCUGUGUCUGGACUUAGUGUGGUAGGCAGAGAUCAUUAUGGUGUAUUCCCAUUAAAGGGUAAACCAUUAAAUGUACGUGAUGCAUCACACAAACAAGUUCUAGAAAAUGUGGAGAUCAAUAAUCUAAUCAAAAUUCUUGGACUGCAGUAUAAAAAAAAGUAUAACUCGGUUGACGAUUUAAAAGCAUUAAGAUAUGGUAAAGUGAUGAUAAUGGCCGAUCAGGAUCAGGAUGGUUCUCAUAUCAAAGGUCUAAUUAUAAAUUUCAUUCAUCAUAAUUGGCCUGAAUUACUGAAACUACCAUUUUUAGAGGAAUUCAUUACGCCUAUUGUAAAAGCCACAAAGAAGGACAAAGAAAUUUCCUUCUAUUCAUUACCAGAAUUUGAAGAGUGGAAGAGCGAAACUGAGAAUCAUCAUACAUACAAUAUCAAAUAUUACAAAGGUUUGGGUACCUCCACAUCUAAGGAGGCAAAAGAGUAUUUCCAAAACAUGGAAAGGCACAGAAUUAAAUUUAGAUAUAGCGGUCCUACUGAUGAUCAUCAUAUUGAGUUAGCAUUCUCUAAAAAAGGUGCUGAUCAACGUAAAGAGUGGUUGACGAAUCAUAUGGAUGAGGUAAAGAGGAGAAGGGAGAUUGGGCUUUCUGAGAGAUAUUUAUACACUAAAGAAACAAAAGCUGUUACAUACUCUGACUUUAUUAAUUUGGAGCUGGUUCUCUUUUCUAAUGGAGAUAAUGUGAGAUCAAUACCAUCUAUGGUUGAUGGCUUAAAGCCUGGUCAACGUAAAGUAAUCUUCACUUGCAUAAAACGUAAUGACAAACGAGAAGUAAAAGUGGCUCAACUGGCUGGUUCAGUUGCCGAGCAUUCAGCUUACCAUCAUGGUGAGCAGUCCCUAGCCAUGACUAUCGUGAAUCUCGCCCAAAACUAUGUGGGUUCAAACAAUAUUAAUUUAUUAGAGCCGCGCGGUCAGUUCGGUACGCGGCUUUGCGGUGGCAAGGAUUCGGCCAGCCCGCGUUAUAUUUUCACACUUAUGUCACCACUUACAAGACUCAUUUUCCAUCCACAUGACGAUCCGUUGCUUGUUCACGAGUUUGAAGAUAAUCAAAAAAUCGAGCCAGUGUACUAUGUCCCCAUACUACCUAUGGUAUUAGUAAAUGGAGCUGAAGGUAUUGGAACUGGCUGGUCCACUAAAAUACCUAAUUAUAACCCACGUGACAUAGUGGCUAACAUACGCCGUUUGCUAGAUGGUGAUGAGCCCAAGCCUAUGCAUCCAUGGUACAAAAAUUUCCGUGGUACAAUUGAGAGCUUUGGUGACAAAUAUGUUAUAUCUGGUGAAGCAGCUAUAUUGCCUGGAGAAAAAAUAGAGAUUACUGAGCUUCCAGUUGGUGUAUGGACUCAGAAUUACAAGGAAAAUGUGUUAGAGCCCAUGCUUGGAACUGAUAAAGUGAAACCCUUGAUUUCUGAAUAUCGGGAAUACAACACAGAUACAACAGUGCGUUUUGUUGUCACCUUGUUGCCUGGCAAGUUAGCCGAAGUAGAAGCGGAAGGUAUACACAAAGUCUUUAAACUGCAGACUACAAUAUCCAUGACCUGUAUGAAUGCCUUCGAUUACAACAACUGCUUGAAAAAAUAUGACAAAGUGGAAGAGGUUCUUCGAGACUUCUACGAUCUGCGUCUGAAAUACUACGCGAGACGUAAAGAUUACCUAGAAGGGCAGCUACAAGCAGAAGCCGACAAGCUAACCAAUCAGGCCCGCUUCAUAUUAGAGAAAUGUGACAAAGGACUAGUAAUUGAAAAUAAGAAAAGGAAAGCGAUGGUAGAAGAACUUAUUAAAAGAGGCUAUGCACCGGACCCAAUCGCGGAUUGGAAGAAACGCGCAAGUAAAAUGCAAGGCUUGGUCGCAUUGGAGGAAGAGGCACAGGAAGAGUCUGAAGAUGAGCCUGAGCUUGAAGAUAACAAAGGAAAACCUAUUGAUCCAGAGAAAGCAUUCCAACAGUUAAAGGAAGUUAAGAAAUUCAACUACCUUUUGGGCAUGUCCAUGUGGAUGCUAACAAAGGAGAAAAAGGAUGAACUAUUAAAGCAAAGGGAUCAGAAACUGGCUGAACUCAAUGCCCUUAAAGCAAAAACACCCUCUAUGCUUUGGCGUGAUGAUCUCGACACGUUCCUAUUACGGCUAGAGGAGAUUGAAGAAAAUGAAAGAAAUGAGGAGCUCACGGUUAAUAAGAAGAGCUCUAAGGCACUGAUGGAAAGAACAAAAAAGGCCGCCAAUAAGAAGAGCCGCAAAUCGCUGUUAGACAUAAUACCAUCGGAGAACGGUAGAAGAGUUGAGCCUAAAAUAUCCGAAGAUUUGAUAAAGAGGAUACAGGCUGCUGAAAAGGCGAAAACGAGAAAAGAAAUCAAGAAGGAAUAUGAUCCGGAUGAUCCAACAGGAAUUAGUCCUUCAAGUGGCGAGAAGAAACCAAAGGGACGGGUAAAGAAAGAGAAACCUGAAAAGGAGAAGACAGAAAAGACGGAUGGACUUAAACAGACUAAAAUCACAUUUAAGAAAGAACCUAAAAAGAAAAAGAUGACAUUCAGUGGCAGCAGCUCUGGCGAGAUGUCUGAGUCCGAUGUGGAAAUGGUUGAACCACCAGCGCCAAGAGAACGAUCAAACGCCAGGAGAGCGGCUACUAAGGUACAAAAGUACAGGGACGGGUCCGAUGACUCUGACUCAAAUUCUGAAUUAGAGCUUCAUGACAAUAAGCUGGAAUCAGACAGUGAGAAACCUCGCGUCUUAUCAGGCAGCGAAGAUGACGAUGACUUUAAUGUCAAAAAGAACUCUGGAAAGAAACCUGCUGAGAUGGACUCUGAUUGCCUCUUUGACUCAUUAAUAGAAGAUACAAAGAAAGAAGGGCAGAACAACCAUCAUCCUGAACCAACAACAGUUAUAUCCAGUGAUGAAGUAGAUACACCUGCACCAGGGUCACCCCCAAAGAAAAAACCAGCACCAAAAAGGAAACUAAUGAAUGUCAACAAGGAGAAGAAGGAGGAAAAGCCCAAGAAGAGGCCGGCUAAAGUGCUAAUGAGUGUUGACAGUGAUGAUGACAGCAUAUUUGACAGUAAAAAGGAUAAGAAGAAGGCCAAUCCGAAAAAGAAAGCCAAAAAGAAGGUGGAGAGUGAGUCGGGGUCGGGUGAGGAAGACGUAGUGUCGAGCAGCCCGCCGCCCGCCCGCGGCCAGGCGCGCGCGCGCCCCCCGCCCAAGUACAGAUUCAGCGACGGCUCCGACAGCGAUUAA